AUGAGCGAAGCAAGCUCCAACGGCCUCAAGGGGUCCAUGUGGGCUUCCAGCAGCACCCGACCGUACACAUACUACAGACCAGAUCCGCGCCCGCGAUCCGUCCCCCUCUCGCCGUCCCCCCACGACGCCCACCGGACGAGUAGCAAUAACGGCCCGGCCCCAAACGGCUCGACGACAUUCCUCACCCCCGCGCCGGCUCCCACCAUCGCUACAGCCCCGACCAGAUCCUCGGCGGUCCUGCCCCCCAGCCUCGCCCUGCACCGGCUGGAGCAGACGUGCCUGCGGCUGCGGUGGAAGUCGAUCGACCUGGACAACGCGUGGCGGCGCGCGCAGAGCCCCGGAGAGGGCGGGUGGACGCCCGAGCACGCCGAGGGGAACUUCAAGGUGGAUUUCUACGAGUUCUACGCCUGGAUCGAGCAGGCCCUCGUGCUGCUGCAGCGCAUCUUCGGGGUGGAGAUCUCGUCCGGGCGAGGGGGUCGCUCGUGGUCGGGCACGGCGGACCAUUCGUUCCACCACAACGUGCUGGCGGCGUUGGAGGAGGAGGGGAACCCGCUGAGGGGUGUGCUGGGGUCCGGGGAGGUGCGGCACGCGCUGUGGAAGGCCAAGGAGCUGCGGAACAGGUGGAAGGACGCGGCGGCAGGGGAAAAGGAGACGCCGCCCUUGAGGAUGUACGACUUGAGUUGGAUCGUGGGGAAUAUCUUAGCGGGGCUGGAGGCGGCGUAUGGGGUCGCGGCUGGCAAGGUGACGGAGCUGGAGGAGGCUGAGAAGGGUGGCUCGGUCGAGGCGACGGCUGAGGAUCAAGGGUGGGAUUGGAUGGUGGAAGAUAGCAUGGACUGGGAGGCAUAG
Messenger RNA from Clonostachys byssicola, 846 nucleotides. The record is from the annotation of a GenBank genome assembly. Lineage: Eukaryota; Fungi; Ascomycota; Sordariomycetes; Hypocreales; Bionectriaceae.